GUAUUGACUGUCCAUUGGCUGUGGACAACAAUGUUUCUGUCGGUUAUUCAUGCAGAGCAGAGAUAGGAUGCAUGCAAUUUCCACAGACAUUAACAAGGACUACUUUCAGGCGUACUGUUUUUAGCGCAAUAACAAUUUGCAACAACUAUCCCCGACCCCUAUAUGGGCUCAUCAUACGCCACGCAUUGCCUGUUUCUGAUGAUCUACAUGUACAAGUGGUAUUAUGCAGCCCCAAGGAUGUCGCUAAUGCGGAAGGCUCUGCUAUGGUCAACUCCAAUGUGCAGCCAGAUGCACAUGCUAGAUGGUCAAGCAAUCACGAGCAUCACUCCGGUUCUGGGUUGGAUCGGCAGCAGAAUAAGCUGCUGGAAUGGGAGUCACAACUCAAGCUGUGCCGCGAAAAGAGGGACAAAAGAUUCUGCGUGGAAGGCCAAGACCUUGGGGGCAAGAGAAUAAUGGUCCUCAAACCUCGCCUAGCGCUUUCCUUAAGGAAAAAGAUGCUGCAGCAUUGGGCGGCAUCUUGUUGGAGGUUGAAGGCACGGCACAUGCGGCUGAGAUUUGAGCCAGCAGACAGAAGGCACUCGGCAGCUUCAGAUUCCACCAAGGAGGCAAAGUCCCGUGGUCGCCGCAAAGUUGUUAACAAGAGUAGCUCCAGCAAAUCUGAUGUCCACACUAUUAUUGCACAUCAUAUAUUCUCUGUUGAUGAACAUGCUGACACAUGCCAAGAUUAUGCUGACAAUCCGCAGAAGUAUGCUCGGGCAGUGGAUAACCAUCUCUCAAAUUUGAAAACUAAGUAUCAGGCCUUUAAUUGCGAACUUGGCUCCACUGGUUCAGGCCUUCGCUACGAUGAUAUUGAGCCAGGAACUCAUGCCUGGAAUCUGAUCGAAAAACUUAAAAUCAACCUCCCAUGGUGGGAGGAUCUGCACGGCUGGUGGAGGGAGAUACCCUCCAUCAACAUACUGGCCAUCUCAUCAUCCCCAGGUCAUGACCAUGGCAAGGAGGCCUCCAAAAUUUUCUCUAGAUCUGGCCGAUCUAGAGAUAUCUCUCCAAAUUGCCAGCCAUCGCCAGCUGAGGCCCUGACUCAUCAGCCCUCACCAGCCAAAACCCCUCCUUCACUACCACCUCCUCGUACAGACCCUCCUCCAGCAUCUACUUGUACGGACCCCAUAGUGCCUGCUCUUGACCAGAAUGUGCUGCAGUCUAUGCAACAUCUACAUGCUGCCUUGGAGGCGCAUCCGGGAUAUAUGCACAGCCCUGCUAGCACAACUCUACAACAACUGCUGAACCAGAUCCCCCCUCCCUCUGUAACGGACAACUCCUUGCUUGAUACGCCGAGCCUUGAGGAGGACUCAGAACCACACAGUGUUGGGUCUGUGUCCAGAACCAGGGGUGUGAGUCGUGCUUGCAGCCCAACAUUUAGCCCCCCUUGA
Molecule: messenger RNA, 1427 nt
Organism: Serpula lacrymans var. lacrymans S7.9
Lineage: Eukaryota; Fungi; Basidiomycota; Agaricomycetes; Boletales; Serpulaceae
Exons: 7
Coding region: 72-1427 (451 amino acids)
Source: RefSeq, a predicted model, not a curated record